This is a messenger RNA of Cercospora beticola, 2372 nucleotides long. RefSeq lists its product as uncharacterized. Gene Ontology annotation, biological process: protein N-linked glycosylation. The record is from RefSeq and is a predicted model, not a curated record. Gene Ontology annotation, molecular function: glycosyltransferase activity. Gene Ontology annotation, cellular component: Golgi membrane. Lineage: Eukaryota; Fungi; Ascomycota; Dothideomycetes; Mycosphaerellales; Mycosphaerellaceae.
AGCUCUCAUCGCAGAUUGACGAAUUAUGGCGGAUUUCUGCUUUUGCCCGAUAUUGUCUGCCUCUGUCCCAGAAAUUCGCAUCCAGCCCAGAACGCCAGUCCUCCGCAUGUCUCGGUAAUUCAACGGUACGCGCACUCAAAGCGGUCUGAAAAGUGUACUCGCUGGUCGCACAGGACCCCUCGCCAGCACCUGCAAUCACCAGAGACAGCUUUCACUCCACCCAGGCCAGCAUUCCCUGCCGUGCAGCUGAACGCGACCAGCCCUACACGCACCUGUGGCGUUGAACGAACAGCAGCAACGCAUACAGUCAGACAGUCGAUCGGUGUCUGGCGUUGCGAUACGAGGCGUUAUCUGCAUACCCGUCCUGCAAAAGGUGGAUCUAGGCGAGCAUUGGAUACAUUGCUGAGGCCGGGACCCGCUCAAUCUAUUUUCCUCAUUAGCCAUUAUUGCGAGGGCCCUCGUUGCAGGUCACCUCCGACACUCCUCAGCCAAAGUGGCUCAGCACUCCAAAUCUGCCAGUGGUGCAGAAGCAACCACCGCCGCCCAAGUCUCGAACCAUCGACGAAGAACGAGCAAUUCAUGUCCGCGAGAUAAUACCCGGCGUGCAAGCGCGUUCUCCGAUCACACGGCCGGCGACGCCUUCCUCGAGAAGGACGAGGCGGGCAUGUCGCUCGACCGCAGUCCUAGCCCGCGACGAGAGGGCGGCUGGUCCUCCCCUGGCUUGAGCAAUCCUCCCUUUGAAGGAAAUGGGCGACUGCGCGGCUCGAGUCCGACACCGAACGGCGGCGUAUCGUGGGCGACGGCGAAAGAGCGAUCGGCCAGAGUCAACGGAUACCCGCGCUACCAGAGCACGAAUCAAGGCUUCUUUGGGAGAUUUGGGCGCAAACUGAGCAUGAGCUUGCCUUUCGCACACGGGGGACAGGAAGAGCGAAUAUCAGGGAAGGACAAAUUUGAACGGGGGCGGACAGGAAUGCGGUGGACAUUGGCAGACCUCCCGAGACGGUGCGGAUUACUGAUGUCUCGGAGACGGAAGUACAUGGCGAUGUUGAUCAUCACCGUGCUGGGAUUGCUGGCAUUAUUUUGGAGUCCUGUUCGAUACUGGUAUAGGAGGACAUCAUGGCUAGGAGGAGGGUCAAAUUUCGUCAUCAUACUCGGCGCCAACCAGGGAGGCGGUGUGAUGGAGUGGAAGGGAGCUCGAGAAUGGGCGAUCGAAAGAGACAGUGUUAAGAACAAGAAAAAGUAUGCUGCCAAAUGGGGCUAUGACCUCCACAUUGUGGACAUGAGCACGAAAAAGCGCUACGCCCACGAAUGGAGGGAGAGCUGGGAGAAGGUGGACAUUGUGCGAAAUGCUAUGAAGAAGUAUCCCCAGGCUGAGUGGUUCUGGUGGCUCGAUCUUAACACCUUCAUUAUGGAACCGGAGUACUCGCUACAAAGCCACCUUUUCAACGACCUCGGCGGCACGACAUACCGCGACAUCAACAAAUACAAUCCCUUGAAAAUCCAACACCCGCCGAACUGCACUUCUGACAAGGCCAGCGAAGGACAGUAUGCGAAUUACCUGGACGAGGAGUCUUUAUCACUGGUUGGGGAUGGCAAACCAGAGAGCAUUAACUUGGUCCUGUCGCAAGACUGUGGUGGUUUCAAUUUGGGCUCCUUCUUCGUCCGCAGAAGUUCAUGGACAGAUAGAGUGCUCGACAUGUGGUGGGAUCCAGUUUUCUACGAGCAGCGGCACAUGGAAUGGGAGCACAAAGAGCAGGACGCUUUCGAGUACAUCUACACGAACCAACCCUGGAUUCGACCGCAUGUAGCCUUUGCGGCGCAACGCAAGGUCAAUGCUUUCCCUAAUGGAGCCUGCGGCGACGAUCGAGGCCUGCCAUCGGGCGGCUGCAGAGCGCUCAAGAUCGGAGACGAUAUGAAGGAAUGUGGCCUCCAGGGCAUACACUAUCAAGAGGCGGAGCGGGAUUUCCUCGUGAACAUGGCAGGCUGCGAGUGGGGUCGCGAUUGCUGGGGAGAAAUGUACAACUUCCGGCAACUGAGCAACUAUCUGAAUCGGAACCCCUGGGAGAAGUUCAAGGACGGUAUUUCGGAUCUAUGGACCGGAAGGUCGAAGAAAGAAAAGGCCGAGAAGGAGAAAGCUGCGCAAAAUCAGGCGCAGCAGGAGCAAACCGAUCAGCAAGGCGAUGGCAAGCAAUAACUGCCAAAAUUACUGAUGUCAUGAUGAAAUGACAAGGCCGGCUGCAUUUCGAAGCAGAUUUCUGUUGUAUCUGGAUACGUUCAAGCGUUUUUGCAUACAUUUGGCAUGGUGGGCAAUUUUGCAAACAUGUGCCCUCGGGGACGGCGUUCAUCUGCAAAUGAGGGGGGCCUACACUACG